GGGAGGCAGGGCUGUGACAAAACCUGUCUUACGAGAGAGAGAAAGAGAGGGCGAAAGAGAGAGGGAGUCUUUACAUCGCCAGCAAGCAUCGGGGAGAGAGGAUCUAAAGGAAGUGUCCUGUGUUUGUCUGAAGAGGAGAGAGAGAGAGAGAGAGAGAGAGAGAAAGAGAGAGAGAGAGAGAGAGAGAGACAGAGAGAGAGAGAGAGAGACAGAGAGACAGAGAGACAGAGAGAGAGAGAGAGAGAGGAAACACCACGUAAAGAGACAGAAGAUACCCUUUCCUGGAAAACUCCAGUCCUCUCUGACUGUCGCCGCUCACUGAGGAAGAAAGACAGCAGUGUUUUAAAGAAGAGGGACCGUUUAACCUGGUUGUUGUUCCACUGAGGGCUGAGACACACAGAGAAGAAGAAGACAUGUCUGGUCAUUUACUAAGGAGAAGCUCCAGCAAGGCAGGUCUGCAGAAUCUCCUCAGGGUGACGGCCCAGCGCAGUAUGGAGGAUGCUGAGGAGAUAGAGCGGGAGCGGCGACGGAGGGCCAGGGAGAGACAGGGAGGCCACAGGCACCACACUGGCCCAGCCAGCCCCGCAAGCCCCACGCUGGACAACGGGCCCCUGGAGCUGUAUCCAAUGUGUGAGAGUGAGCUGAAGGCUAGUGGCUGCCAGUUGACUCUGGAGGAGGACGAGGGCUUCAGUGACUGGACCCAGAGGUUGGAAAAACGCAGACAGCGCCACCUGGAGGAACAGGAGUCCUGGGAGGACCAUCAGCCUCAGCCCCAGCCCCAGCAGCAGUCCCAGCUGCUAAACGGAACCUCCACAACCAGGCCCUGCCUGAAGACACGUCCUGGGCCUGGGCCCGAGGAGGAGGAGGAGGAGGAGGAGUGGGAACGAAGAGCCAGCAACAAGACACGAGAUGCUUCAAGAAGAGCAACAGACAACAAGGUAGUGGAAAAGAAGAAAUCUGAGUUGAAGAUCUCCUACACCUCUAAAGUCAUGAGACACGUCAACAGUAACGGGGAAGCAGCUGGAGCGGAAGUGACAUCAUACCUAGUUGCAGGAAAACUGUCCCCAAGUUGCAGUGGCAGCUUGAGAGGGCAGAGACAGGAGGAGGUGGAUGGAGAGGUUCCCGACGGGCUGCCGGAGACAGAGAAGACGGCAGGCCAGGGAGAGGGCACCCUGGAACAGCGGGAGGACAAGGAGGAGAUGGAGGAGUUGAACCGCAGGCGAGAGGAGAGACACAGGGCCAGGGAGGAAGAGGAGCAGCACCAGAGAGAGGAAGAGGAGGAGGAGAGGAAGAGGGUGAAAGAGGGGAUCGAGAGGAGGAGGGUGUCGGCUACAGAGAGGAGGAUGAAGAACCUCAGUAUCUCCAGCAUUGAGGGAGACGAGUCCUUCAGCCCCUUCAGUCCCAUGAGCCCCACCUUCAAGAAUGACAAGGAGAACAGGAUGACGGCUGACAAUACCUGCACGAUCAACGAGAGGACUGAGUCUCUGAACCGCUCCCUGCAGAAAAGUAACAGCAUCAAGAAGACCCAGGCUCCCAUCCCUAUCUCCAGGAUCGACAACAGACUGGAACAGUACACUCAUGCCAUUGAGACGUCCUCUAAGGAAGCCCAGGCGGCCAAGCAGCAGGUUCUGAUGGACCUGCCAAGCCCCACUGAGCCUGUGGCCUCCAAGAAGAACCUGUUUGAGGCCGGGGAAGCUUGGAGCCAGACCCCCAGGGAGACACCUUCCAAGGAUACAGAGGGUCUGAAUGUAGGCGUGGCCGACCUCAUCCACCAAUGGGUGAAAGGAAACCCAGAUGGAAGCAGCAAAAGCCUCUCCAAGCCAGCAGAGGUGAAUGCUGGUGAUGUUCUGAGCAAGAAGAACCUCUGGGAGAAUCUAGGAGACUCUUCGCCAUCUGGGAGAGUUGGGAAGGGAGCCUCUGGUAAAAAGUACAAAUUUGUGAUGAUGGCUCACGGCAAGUAUGAGAAGGUUGCCGUCGGUGAUGAUGAGAACAACGACCACACAAACAGGAAAUCAAUCGGACAUUGCCUUGGGGAAUUGUGAAGAACACACUUUGGAUUGGGAUUACUGCGAUGAUCACUUCACAUCAUAUUUAUCAUUCAUUCAUUCUUUUGCAUUCAACCAUUAGCCGACAUAUUCCUCCUAAAGCAACAUUUAGAUCAACAUUUCUGAAGCCUAUGCAGUAUGUUAUGUGUACCAGUUGAUUUUCUCCAUAGCAACACACUGCCAACCUGGUAUAAAACUAUUCACAAACGGUCAGAAAUAUCAAAUUACGCAAAAAAUAUUAACGUUUGUACUCUUCAAUCUUAUCCAUUUUGUCUUUUUUUGUGAAUAAUGUGCUUUCAUUUACUAUUUGUUCACUUUAAACAAAAAAAAUGAAAUAAAGUAAACUAAUGAGGUAAAUGUA
Messenger RNA from Coregonus clupeaformis (lake whitefish), 2406 nucleotides. RefSeq names its product non-muscle caldesmon-like. Gene Ontology annotation, molecular function: actin binding; myosin binding; calmodulin binding. NCBI's taxonomy places the organism in Eukaryota, Metazoa, Chordata, Actinopteri, Salmoniformes, Salmonidae. The record is from RefSeq and is a predicted model, not a curated record. Gene Ontology annotation, biological process: muscle contraction. The transcript has 14 exons. The coding region runs from base 414 to 2042 and encodes 542 amino acids.